AGAGUUGCACCCUUACCCCUCCCUUGCGUAUUCAUCGCAAGUUGAUCUGCACCUAUGGUAAUCGUAAUGUUUAUUAGUCUGUGGCUUUUUCCUUCGCGCAAGUUGUAGGUUAAUACAAGCCCGGACACCGACUUUGAUCUCGAUUUUUGCAGCUUGUGUCUCUACCCCUUUCGCGUGAGUGGGACAUCCUCGGCCUUAUAUUUUUCAGCAUUUUUAUCUACCUCUUGUAAACCACCACACGUAUCAAUAUCAUCCCGAAUUAAGACAGAUCAUAAUGAAGUCUCUGAGCGGCGCGACGCCGUUUCCAAGUUUAUUUUCCGCCGACGGCAGCAGGAGUGUGCCGGACGGCUCAGCUUCUAGUCCGCAACAGGUCGUUCUUGCGCACGAGGAAGACAUUCAAGUCUAUGACGGGAGCCGCAGCUACAACGAGCCUUCUGCUGGGAGCGGCCUGGCGCACCGGACUGCAGCCUCGGCCUCGACCACCGGAAAGACGAAGUUUGUCACAGCAGGGAGCGCUGAUGUGACCGCAGCUCCAUCCUCUGGGAGUUUGACCGGCAGGGCAGGCCCGUCGAGUUACAACCGCAACAACGCAACCGGACCGAACACGAUUAACCCAGACUUGCACAAGAAAGACCUCGUUGUCCUCGCAGUGGACCAAGACCUCGAUCUUGUGCAGCGCAGUGUGAUCAACAACACGAAUAACAAGCCCGAGAUACCGUCUCGUGCGCCGCUCCAUGCGGCGUCGAUGGUGUCGAGUCCUACAGCCUCGGACGUGGCGAGCUCCCCUGCUAUUAGCGUCGCGUCCUCGGAGUUACUCAACUGCUCACUAACCCUCGACGGGGCUUUUCGCCGCCAGAUCAUAUCAGAGCAGGAACAGAAUCUUAGUAGCCAACUGCCACCAGGUCGACGAAUGUAUGGCGGAGGUCCUCCAGGCUCAACUACAAUCGCCGGAACAAAUUUGAUCGCCUCUGGUGUAGCUGACCACCAGCAUCACUACAACCUGAGCGCAGGAUCGUCUUCGGUCGGCAGCGGAAUGAAUUUUGUCGCAACAAACGCAGGGGCAGGCGCUAGCCCAAAAGUUUUCCGCUCGGUCGCGCUCCCGGUCGUGUCCGAGACGGAUCCGACAAUGCUGACUCGACGACCAGUUUCUUCCAGCAGCGGGCUCACGACUAGUAUCCCGAAGAAGGUGCUCUACCACGCCUACAAACACAAACAGAAGCUGCAGCGCGAAGGCGCCACGUUCCACCAACAGCACAGCACCCCCAGCUCGCCAGAAAUAGCACAGCAUGGCGUAACAUUACCAGCCGGAGCGAUGGCGCAGCAACACUCUACGAGUAGUUUCGGAGGGCCGCAUGCAGUCACAACGUUCGACCCCAGCCGGCAGUAUCCGUCCAGAACUGGUGCCGGGGCGUACACACUGGUACCCGCCAGUUCUGCCUCAAUCACCCACGCGGACUAUUUCAGCACGGAAAUAAGCACGGCCGCGCCAUCGUAUGAACCGCACCGGGACGUUGACGUUGCGGGUGUUUUUUCCCCCAAUGAGUACCGGAAGCGGCAACAGAUUCUACAAGUCUUGCAGCGCCACAUGGACACCGUGCCGCCGGAACUGAUAUCUGAUCUUGUGCGGUUGACAUAGAAGUACCUAAAUCGGAAGACGUUUUAAAAACUCACACACUGGUUGCGUACUGUUUUGCACGGCUCUAGUCGUGGCGAGUCUCAGACGUAGGGUAGUUCUCGACACUCGACGACACAGAAACAUUCCAGCCCUUUUGUGUAGUGCACCAUUUUGUGGAGCUCGAAGCGAGCAUAGGUAGUUGUAAGAUGAAUGCACAGUGUCAGUGUAAAGCAUGAUGCUUUACGAAGGGGCUUUCGGUGACCCUAGUGCGCAGGCGUGGAUCGACUCCAUAUGAAACCCAGAUGCGAGAAUGAGAAACAACGUAAUUGGCUUCAUUUCAGCAUUUUCAUAUUUGUGUGACUGAUCGAUUGAAGUAGAU
Messenger RNA from Amoebophrya sp. A120, 1994 nucleotides. The record is from the annotation of a GenBank genome assembly. Lineage: Eukaryota; Dinophyceae; Syndiniales; Amoebophryaceae.